Messenger RNA from Scleropages formosus (Asian bonytongue), 3531 nucleotides. It is a transcript of the gene exd2, whose product is annotated as exonuclease 3'-5' domain containing 2. Lineage: Eukaryota; Metazoa; Chordata; Actinopteri; Osteoglossiformes; Osteoglossidae. The transcript has 9 exons. Bases 555 to 2462 code for a protein of 635 amino acids. The record is from RefSeq and is a predicted model, not a curated record. Gene Ontology annotation, cellular component: cytoplasm; nucleus. Gene Ontology annotation, biological process: nucleobase-containing compound metabolic process. Gene Ontology annotation, molecular function: nucleic acid binding; 3'-5' exonuclease activity.
UGGGAUUCGAACGUGGAACCUGCACAGCGCAAGGCAGCUGUUGUAACCUGUUGUAACCACUCAUGCGGACUCUACACUCUACUUUGCGUUGGAACCCGAGGAGCCGAAUCGCUUUGUUGUAAUGUCCAACCCAGACUAUCGUGGACGCGGAGGCGCUGUCGCGAACGCGCCGCACCAGUGCGCCCCGGAGCAGUUAAAUGGAGGCGGAAGGCGCCAGGCAACGGCCGCUGAUGGAGUGUGUGUGUUCAGGCGCAGCGAUGCUCCGGGGAAAUGUAGUCCUGUAAUCCCAAUGGGCCUGGUGUCCUGGUCCCAUACUGACGUACCAUCAGGAUUUUGUGGUCCAUAGGGAAAAGGACAGCUGCUCCAUUUUUGAUCCUUUGGCAUUCUUUUAUUUACUUUUUGUAUUGUUUUCCGUGUGUCUUGGUGUUCAUCACUAAUAUCUGGCAUUUUUUCGGAUCUGCGAUUUGAACUUUUACCCCGACCUUUUCCCCUGGUGGGAGUUUCCCUGUCCCCCAAGGGUAGUGGAUAUCUGCAUCCUGUUGCUUUGCUUUAUCAUGUCAAGACAGAGUAUCUUUACUGCUACUGUGGCAGCCGUGCUGGGUGCCACCCUUGGCGGGCUGCUGUUUUGGCGGUCCCUGUGCGUCCGUAGGAAACGGAUCGCGCAGAGCCAGACUGAGCCAGACUCUGCACAAAGGGAGAAGACCACAGCAGUGGAACAUGAGGUGGAUGCUGUACCAUCUGGGCAGCCACCACCGCUGUCUCCAUCCCUUAUGCCUGUUGUCCCUCUACUGCCAUCUCCGGAGAAGCUUCUUGAGGUGCUUCCGGUGGUGGUGAGCUCCGAGGAUCAGUGGGAGGAGCUGUGGCCAUCCCUUGAAAAAGAGCUGUCUGUAUACCCUGUGCUUGGCCUUGACUGUGAAUGGGUAAAGACCCAGUGUGUUUCUGUGAAGGGGAAGUCAGGCCCGGUCUCCCUGCUCCAGAUGGCCUCUUACACAGGCCGUUGUGCGCUGGUGCGCCUGCCUCUGAUCCACAGUGUGGGGCAGUCCCUCCCCAACAGUUUAGUGAAGAUCUUGAAUGACUCGCGUGUGCUUAAAGUUGGAGUCGGCUGCUAUGAGGAUGGCAAGCGUUUGGCCCGGGACUAUGGCUUGUCACUUGGCUGCACUGUGGACCUGCGCUACCUUGUUAUAAGGCAACGGCAAAUGGGGCUGAGUAAUGGGCUGAGCCUGAAAUCUCUGGCAGCAGAUUUGUUGAACGUGCCCCUUGACAAGUCACUGGAGCUCCGUUGCAGUGAUUGGGAGGCAGAUAAGCUGACACUGGAGCAGGUGACCUAUGCUGCCCGUGAUGCCCAGGUUUCCAUUGCCUUAUUUUUCCACCUACUGGGCCUGAACUCCAGCCUCAGCUCCCGCUCAGACGAUGUCUUCUCUCAAAUGCUGUCACGCUGCCAUGGCUUGGUGGAUGUGCCUUUCUGUGGACGGGGCUUGGAGGAAGGAGAAGAGAAGAGUCUAGAUGGGGAGCGGCGUCGCCGCAGCAGAAGGAAUACCUCGGAUAGCUCUGGCUCCGGCUCGGUUUCUGGAGAUCAGCAGGUGCCAGACCCCCGGAAAAACAGGCGCAAGCCUCUUGGGGUGGGGUAUUCUGCCAGGAAGUCCCCACUCUAUGACAACUGUUUCCUCCAUGCCCCAGAUGGUCAACCCCUUUGCACCUGUGAUAAGAAGAAAGCCAAAUGGUAUCUGGAUAAGGGAAUUGGAGAGCUUCUGAGUGAAGACCCCUUUAUUGUCAGGCUAAAAUUUGAACCAUCAGGACGUCCAGACUCUCAACAAGAUUAUUACCUUACUGCUAAAGAGAACCUGUGUGUGGUGUGUGGCAAGACUGACUCUUACAUUAGGAAGAACAUUGUCCCCCAUGAAUAUAGACGGCACUUUCCUGCUGAGAUGAAGGACCAUAACUCCCAUGACAUCCUUCUCCUAUGCACAUCCUGCCAUGCGGCCUCUAAUGUCCACGAUGGGAUGUUAAAGCAGCAGCUAGCUGAGGAGUUUGGUGCACCUCUAGGGUGUGAGGAGGGUGUUCGCCUGCUGGAGGAUUCAGACAGGCGGCGGGUGCGCUCUGCAGCCCGUGCCCUCCUUACUGCCAGUGACAGUUUGCCGCAGGCCCGCCGGAAAGAGCUGGAGGACCUUAUCAAGACCUUCUUUGGUCAGGAGCAACAAGAAAUCACCACAGAGAUGCUGCAGAAGGCAGUUGGCCUGGAGACCAGGAUAUUUAACCAAAGCUACGUGCCCCAUGGGCUAAAGGUGGUGCGUGCCUAUGCUGAGCGUGGGCUCCGUGGCCUAAUGGAGCUUGAGAGGCGUUGGAGACAGCACUUCCUGUCUGCUAUGAAACCUCGUCACCUGCACCCUCUCUGGUCUGUAAACCACAACCAUGCCAAGUUUCUCCGAAAGUAUGGAGAGGACCUGCCCAUCCAGCUUAACUGAGCUGUCUCCAGUGGCCUUGGUGGCGAUGCAGAGGUGGUCUGGAAAUGUAGGAUCUACUGGUUCUGCAGCCUGGGCCUGCCAGAAUGAGGCUUGUUCUCCUGCUGUGGCAGAACUUUAGAUAAACUGCAAGAACAGCUGGACCCUGAGAUACGGGACUGAUAUUUGGGAUUGUCACUUGUGAGAAAUGCUGGUAAAACCAGAACACUAACACUAUGUGAUGAUGCAGGAAAUAGUCAGGGUGUAUGUGCCAUGGUAGAUGCACACUCUAUUUUUAAAGAAAAAGGAAAUAAAUGGUGAAUCUUUUUUGCCAAUUUAUUUAAACAGACAUUUUUAAAAACUAAGCUAAAAACCUGCUCUUACAUUUUCCUCUUUAAUAUUGCUAAGUUACUCUGCAGGUUUGUAGCCCUAAUACAUGUUUUUGUGUUACAAAUUUUGGUAUGAGAGAUGACUUCAUAUAGCUGACAUAAGGUAGUUCUCAGAAUGACUUUUGCAAAUAUUCUAAUCUGCCAUUCCAGUGUCCAGUCCUUUUUUUGCCUCCAAUUUUAGUUUUGUCAAUCUUCUACGAUAGAUGCGACAAGACUGUUUGUUUUUCCCUGGAGGACUUGCAGGAAGAGCAUCAAUUUCUCUGGUUCAUUGGAACAGAACUUUGACCACUGUCCAACCAGCAGGGUUAAAUGAACCUGGAUCACGCACGUUCUCGAGUCGGAGAGACAUCAUAAUGGAUCUCACUCAGAGUUCAGUCAUGCUCUUUCAGUGGAUAUCGAGCUGGAAUGCUCAUCUCCAACUUGAGACUUGUUUGCCAGUCACAGGUUCUUCUAAUACACCUUUAACUGUAACAGCAGUGCCAUUAUUUGUUUACUGAAGAGUGAGCAAGUUUUGGUUAGAAGCAGCCUGUGAAUGUGAUGGUUAACUGCCUGCUGUUCAGCAACUUGAAUGUCACCACCCUGUGAGGCUUAAGAAACUUGGCUGCUUUUUCUUUUAUUUACAUUUGUCCAGAUGUAACCCCUCAACAAAGCUGCUUAGUUUCCUUAAACUGUAAGUACAAUAUUAAAGAUCAUAUUUAUUCACA